Octopus bimaculoides (California two-spot octopus) is the source of this 5504-nucleotide messenger RNA. RefSeq names its product integrator complex subunit 7. NCBI's taxonomy places the organism in Eukaryota, Metazoa, Mollusca, Cephalopoda, Octopoda, Octopodidae. Gene Ontology annotation, cellular component: integrator complex. Gene Ontology annotation, biological process: snRNA 3'-end processing. The record is from RefSeq and is a predicted model, not a curated record.
UGGAGUCAACUGCACACAUCUAUAAAAGUCGGACUAAGUGUGACCUACUAAACAAAUCAAUUUCAAAGGGAAGUAAUUCUACCAUACAAAUUACAUAAGUUACCGUUCUUAGCCGGUUGAUAAUUUACUGCGGUACUUGUUUUACCAAUACAAACAUCAUGGCGAACAACGGAACACGUCCUUACGAUACAAACACUUCAUCUCAAGAACAAGAUGCUAACUCUGCCUUGAUCGAGUUAGACAAAGGCUUGAGGUCCCAGAAAAUCGGAGAUCAAUGUGAGGCUGUGGUGAGGUUUCCGCGGCUGUUUGAAAAAUAUCCCUUCCCGAUUCUCGUAAAUUCAGCUCUUUUGAAAUUGGCUGAAGUAUUCAGAGCAGGGAGCAAUUUCAUUCGGUUAUGCAUCCUCCGUGUGACACAGCAGGCUGAGAAACACCUGGACAAAGUACUCAAUGUUGAUGACUUCAUACGGCGCAUAUUUUCUGUUAUACACAGCAAUGAUCCAAUUGCUCGUGCCAUUACAUUGCGAACACUUGGAAGUGUUGCCAGUAUCAUCACUGAGAAAACUACAGUGCAUCACAGCAUAGUGGUUAGUCUUGAUUCCCAUGAUGCUAUUGAAGUGGAUGCAGCAGUCUAUGCUGCCCAGAGAUUUGCAGCUCGCUCCAAAUUGUUUUCAGCAAGUAUCUGUGAUCGCAUUGCACAGAUGAUUGAAAAAGUUGAAACCCCUAUGGAACUAAAACUACAACUGAUACCAAUUUUGCAGCAUAUGCACCACGAUGCUGAAACUGCUGCUAAGGCACGAACAGUCUGCCUUCUGUUGUUAAAAAGCUAUCCCGCUAAAAGAUUUGUAAUGCUCACCCUCCACACUAUGUCCAAAUUGGCUAUACAUGCUUUACUAGACAUUACACAGCAAAUCUCUUUAUUAUUAAACUAUCUGGAAAACGACCCCCGUAAGACAGUGAAAAUCAUGGUGUUGAAAGAUCUGCAGAUGUUGGCUCGUAAGACUCCACAUUUGUGGAUAGCUGAAAAUGUUGAGGUUUUGUGUCGAUUUGUCUUGAAAACGCCAUUUGUUACUUUGAAGGAAGGUGUAUUAUACGUGUUGACAGAACUGUCAUCUUCAAUCAGUAUGGACCUGCUUCCUUUCACUCUUAAAGACUCUGCUCUGUUGAAAGUUUGUCAGGAAUAUAGCUACCAUGAAAAUGUUUCUGUGGCUGCUAAAACUGUGCAACUGAUGACACAUCUUGCUACUCACUCAGGCUCAAAAGAGCAAAAUAAUAUGGAUCUAAGGGAUGAUGUAAAAGCUGCUGCUCAGACUCUUAUUUUAUUAUCCAGUAUGAACUCUUCCCAACAAUCUCAGGUGGCUCUCAAGUUGAGUUUAAAAUGUGCAGUGAAAAUGUGCAGCAAGUUUCCUGAACUGUGCAUUGAUUUUGUGGACACCAUGGCUAACUUGUUACAGUCAAAUACAGCCCAUUCUCUCUCAGAUGUUCAUAUGGCACUGGUCUGUGAUAGUUUGGCAGCUGUUGGUUCCACAAAUAGUGCAGCAUUGGAACCAAUAUUACCAAUCCUGAUGGAUAUUCUCUCAGCUGAGCAAGGAAACAUUAUUGAUCCUUCAGUGAAGGCUCGACUUUGCACAUUACUCUUUCUUAUGGCCCAUGGUGAAAACCUUCCUGAAGACCUGCAUAACUUGGUUAUGCAAGCAGCUCCACAGGGGGACGCCUGGCAAGCAUAUCGUGUUGUCCGUCAAGCCAUGCGUUACCAACAAUAUCACAUUGCUGUCCAUCUUCUCUGUUCUAUUAGGAACAAGGUGGCUUCUGAGCAUUUUUACUUUUGGCUGUCAGGGCUCCAUGAUCUAUGUCUUGGUGACAGCCUGCUGACUGGGGCUCUCAACAAGCCACACCAAUGUGACACUGGAACCACAAGCAUCAGCUCUGAAUCAACAAAGAACAAUCUGUCUUCAAUGAUUGGUGAGGCUUUAACUCAUUAUCAGCGAGGCAUUUCCCAACUUCAGGCUGCCACAACACAAAAUUUCCGUCUUCAGUUCCAGAGUGAAUACUGCACCUUGCGCUGUGAGCUUGUACAGUUACACCAGCACCUGUGUCAGACUUGUUCCACUUUCCAGACAUGUCCUCCUCCUGCAAUAGCCUCUGCCAUGGCUGUCACUAAUGCUCGUGACAUCAGUCGAUGUGGUCCUGUAAUCUCUCAGUUAUUAAAAUGCCAAAACAGCUACAGUAAUUUAAGUCAGAAAUUUUUGGAUCUCUAUCAGUCUUCAUUUGAUGCAGACCCUGCUUCCUUAGCUAAUAUGCAACUAUUAUACACAAGCAGUGAAUUAAUGAAGGCAGUUAUUAACACCAUCCUCACAGGGCAAACAAGGGAAACUUUAUCACUAGACAAGGCCAGCAGCUUCUAUGUGAAAUCACCUCAUUUGUGUCCAGUGAGUCGUUGCUUUGCUAAAGUACUUAAGACGAUUGCCCAAAACUUAAACCAGAUGGUUAGCAGUAACAACAACAACAACAAAUUGACACACCAGCACAUAUCAUUCCUGUAUAAUUCCAUCAAGCAGCUAAUCCAGACCUCCAUUGGUUACCCCAGAUAUUUCUUCCAGACAUUACAAACAACACAAGUUAAGCUGGCUAUCUCUCCUCAGCCACACAACUCAACUGACCCAGUGUUGCUACAGCAAGACACACAACUCACACUGAAAGUCGAAGGUGUUGUCCAGCAUGGUAAUCAACCAGACUUCUAUAGGCAAGUGCAUGCUGUCAUGGUCAACGUUACAUCUGUUUUACGCAGUCACAGCCAUGGGUCUGCUGCCACACUUGCUGCUAGUGGAAAGAAGAUUCAAGAUGUACCACCUGUGAAACUGAGUAAAACCUUGGAACCCCAGAACGACUAUUUCAGCUCUAGUUUCCUUAUUGCUCUGCCACUGCCAGGAUUCUACAACCUUACAAUCAAAGCUCUGCUUAUUGACACCGAUGGACUUAUUUGGAAGACAGGUCCUCGUAUCACCAUGUCAGUGAAGUGCUUUGAUGACAUUAUGCAACGGCAGCAGGUGAUGAGGAGCAUGUCAUGGACAACUAGUUAGUGUUAGACUGUCCUCUCCAAAAGCGGCUACUAUAGCAAGGGAGAUAACUGGGUAAUAUUUAUAAGGGGAUACACUUAAAAUACUCCAGAUCAGUGAUUGUGAACGUAUGAUGUAUGUGUCAGUAGUGGCACACAAGAAACUUUGGAAAAUAAUCUCCUUGCAAUUUGCUAUCAUGUUAUAAAAAGCUUACUUGUAAGCAUUUACAUAAAACCAAGAUACAUGUAUAUGUAUAAGUGACAUUCCAAUAACAGGAUUAUUAAAGGAAUUUUAAUUUCUUUAAAAUUUCAACAUGCUUGGCUAAAAAAAAAUGGUUUGCUGUCACUAUUCUUGAUCAAGUUUUGAAAUGAAACGUGGUUCUGAUCCUGUAUGGACAGAAAGAAUUGUUUGCUGGCCAACAACUAAUGUAUGGUUCUAAUAUGGACUUUGUGAUGGACAUAUGUUGCUUUAAGGUACUGUGUUCUGAUCAAUCUCACUAACAAUACUGCACUAAGUAUUUUCAUAGUUAUCUUAUAUUGCUACUACACUUUGUUAUAGUAGAUUGAAGUUAUUAUACGUGUUGCUCAAACUGACUGAUGGUACAAUAUGUUUAUUGUGCAAUAGUAGUUGGUACUACAAAUUUUAAUUUGUUGAUGGUGAUAUUACCUAGUUUUUCUUAAUACCUGAAUGGUGGCACCACAGUAUUAUAGCACUAUAAUGUUGAAAGGUAAUGUUAUUGUAGUAAAGUAAAUGUUAUCACAUGUUACCUUAACAUAGAUAUUUUAUAAACUUUAACCAACAUUGGAUAGUUGCCACAUGACCUUCCUAUUAACUGUGGAUUUCAUUUGGAAUUAAUACUGUCCAUUGUAUCAAAGUUAUCUAAAAACAGCAAAUGUCAUUCAAGCUGCCUGCAAACAGGCUAUUUAAAAAUUUCCCGCAAUACUUGGACAGUGUGCUACCCACCAUGAACAUGUGGUAUUGAAAUUGUUUGGCAACACUACAUGUCACUAGUGUUAACCAAGUAUGCUACAUAAUAUUAAAACUGACCAAUAACUUGUCAUUAAAGUUAACCAUCAAUAUUACAUGCCGUUUAAGCUGAUCAAAAGCACAACAUGACAAUAGAGCUGUUAAGUAACAUCACAGCAUGUUUGAGUGCUCAAGUUGAAUCAAAAAGUAACUGUGGUUUUACUGCUGAAAUAACUUAUUCAGCAGAGAAAUCAAACAAUUGAAACUAUAGCUAUUUCCCUAAACUUUCAGUUGUCCUGUUUAUCAUCACUAUCACUAUCAACAUCUACCAUCAUCAUCAUCAUCAUUGUGGUCAUCCUUAUCACUAUGAUUACUAUAACUUUCUUCAAAUGUUUGUAAAUUGUUGUUUUCAUGGUACACAAAUUAUAUGAGCUAAUUGAACAAGGUUGACAUGGAUGUUCAUUGUAGCAUGUUCAGUUUUAGUGUCUCACAGUCCUGCAUUAGGAAUUUAAUUCCUCUAGGGUUGUUGACAUAAAUACCAGUAAUAUAUUAGAAUUUCAAUUGUCAGUACUUUUCCCUUACAAAAUAUUGGUCUUGUAUUCAGUUGAAACAAAUCUUUAAUUAGACAUACAACAUUAAAGGAAUAACAGAACACGGAUUAAAGCCACAUGGGUUGACUAUUUUUUGUAUUCCUCUGGGCUGAAGUUGUGAGAUAAAUACCAGUCACAUAUUGUGGUCACUUCUUUUGACUAUACUUGACUGUUCUUCUUUAGAUAUUUGUCUAACCAUAUACCAAUGUAAGAAAUCGUUAUACAUAGACAUACCAAGCAGUGAAGAUACAGAAUGGAAGCUUUAACACAAGCAUUUACAGUGUUCAUAUCUGGCUCAAAUAUCCCACUUGUUUUAUGUUUAAACCAGCCAGAUAUGGCCCCUCACACCUACCUACAGUGUCAUUCUAGAAGUAAACAAUCAUACCAUUGAAAUCUUGAAGCUAUGAGAUAAUCCAUGAUUAAUUCAAGCCAGUUCAAUAAAUAAGGAUUACUUUUGAUACAUGAACCUGAAUGCUAAAGAGUUAAACAUAUUGAGUUCAGUUUUUAACUAUAAGCUUUCCUCCGAGAAAAAUGAAAAAUAAAGGUUUAUCUUAUAUGUAGUUAACAGAAACUAUUAUUCAGAUGCACAUCUUUACUACAUCAUCAUAUUUAUCCAGCUGCCCAUUGAAAGUAAAACAAGGAUUCUAUUUUAUAAGUUUAGCUAAAUUUACUCUGUAUUAAAUAUUAAAGCUGACAGUGGCAGAAAGUAAACAAAACAAAAAUUAAUCUAUGUAUGUUAUUUUCUGUAUUAUCUCUCUACAUACACUAUAUAUAUAUAUAUAUAUAUAUAUAUAUAUAUAUAUAUAAAUGUGUAUGUGUAUAUGUAUGUAUUUAUAAAACAUUAAUUUCAUGAUUGCAUUUAACAUGUUGAAUAAAAGUUAUGUUUAAUUACUGA